Messenger RNA from Bacillus rossius redtenbacheri, 8293 nucleotides. Its product is annotated as putative fatty acyl-CoA reductase CG5065. Gene Ontology annotation, molecular function: alcohol-forming very long-chain fatty acyl-CoA reductase (NADP+) activity. The record is from RefSeq and is a predicted model, not a curated record. The transcript has 9 exons. Gene Ontology annotation, cellular component: peroxisome. NCBI's taxonomy places the organism in Eukaryota, Metazoa, Arthropoda, Insecta, Phasmatodea, Bacillidae. Gene Ontology annotation, biological process: long-chain fatty-acyl-CoA metabolic process. The coding region runs from base 2469 to 4067 and encodes 532 amino acids.
CAAGCGGCAGCCCAGGCGAGAGGUUGCAGUGACGCUACCAAACCAACUCGGCGGGACCACCAGCAGGUACGUGUAAAACUGGAUGACUGCCGAGGCCAUGUUGGUUACUACUUCAUUCGUCUUGUUACUACUGUUGUUUCCGGGCGUACAUACAAUGCGCAGUAAUUCAGGAAGGAAGAAAAAACAUUCGUUAUGAAAACUGCUCAAGAUAUCGGAGUGGGGUCUGUUUACGAAAACGCUGCUUUGCUGUAAGAUACUUAGCUUUACAAUGAAAUGCAUCUUAUGUUUAAUCAGAAUCACAGGCCAACAAUAGUUUUGGUGCUGGGGUAUUUGGAGCUGAUUUCAUAUGAAUUUGGUGCUCUGAAUUAAAAUAUGGCAUUAGUGUUUGUCUAGGAGGUCAAAUUGCUAAAAUAUAACGUUUUAGUGAAAUGUAUGUUUUACGUUAUUUUAGGUUAAAUCAGUGAAUCAAACCUAAAAAUUAAAUUUUAAUAUUCUUGUUUCACCACCCCAUUUAUAGCUAAAAAUCAGUUCAAAAUCGUAGGCACCAAAAUGUUUUCCCCUUGUUGUAAUGCUUGGUGAUAUCUAAUCUUGCUAUCCCCCGAGAAUCUCUUUCAAGGGGGCGCGAUAGGAUCCGAAAUACGCCAUAUUGGUUUCAAAAGUUUUAUGCUAUAACACUUAAUUAAAUUGUUUUAGUUUUAUGUGCCAUCCAACUGCUGAAGGCCGUAAACAGAAUGACACAAAAAUCAAACUUAUAAAACGUAUAAAAUAUAAAAAAACAAUUAAAUAAAACACUUUAAAUAAACAUACAAUUUAAAAUAUACGUAGUGACAGUACAUGUGAUUACAGAACAGACGGAUAAGCACAUAAAUGUGAAACAGGUUCAAAGCAACGUUUUUUUUAAGCUCUCACAUGUGAUAAGAAUUCAAAUGUAUUUUUAAAAUUUUACGACAAAAACAAAAUAAACUUAUUUAUUAUAACAAUUUUUAAUGACAAAUACAAACUAAAAUCAUUAUUAUUAAUCAUUAAAUCGUCAUUAAAAUUUGGAAAUUUGCUUUUUUUUUUUUUUUUUAAGGCAGGGAUCUCCCACUAAUAUAUUUACAAACCACAAUAAAUUGCGUCGUUGACAGUAUUAUUACAGUUUUAGUUAUUUCCAAACCAUAAUUUAAUACUAAACUCCAAUAAAAUUACAGGGUAAACUAUUUAUAGCAGCUAUGCAUCGUUCAUUUUAGACAUUCCAUUAAAUUAAAUACUAUGCUUAAGGAUAGGAAUUUUUUGUUUAAAAAAAAAUCUGUACGCCCAUUUAACUGCAACGAGAUAUUCUCGUUACCGUUACUUCCUUGUGACUGGCGGCCGUCUGCCUUAUUUGACCGAUCUUUUAGGGCACGUUUGCUUUCGCGCUGAAUUACUGCGAUUGCUGUUCCAACAGUAGACAUACGUCUGAAAGAAACUCGCCCAAUCGCGAAACACAGCCGAUGCUACUGUGUUUUAUCUUUCAGUUACUAUCGAAAUUUUUUUUCUCGAAAAACGCAUGGAUCCGUUCUAGCGUAGCCCAAUUUUGAAUGUAAAAUGGUAGAAAAUUGUUGCAGCGUAAAAACGGCUUGAAACAAAUAUAGGAGAUAGGAGGGAUAUCCCCCCUCCCCCAAGGAAUUAAAAAAAAAAAACUGCAAUCAGUGACUGUAGUAAUAUAUUUUGACCGAUACAAGGUGAGCUGUUAUUACACCACAAUUUCAACUGUACAGCUUACAGCUACUACUGUAGGUCCAUACGUCCAUGGGUUAGUGUCAAAAGUAAGUAAGUUUUUGAAAUGAAACUUCUUUGCUGAGGGGGGGGGGGGGGGGUAACAAUUUUCGAGCGUUACGAAAAUUCCGAUCGCAUGAGGGGAAAUAACUAGGUAUGUGGUGGGGGAACCGGGAGAGGAGUGGAAUAGUUAGGUACUGGUAAGGGGGAACCGAAUGAGGAGACGGCAGGCAAAGGUAGCCUAUAAAUGACGCAGCAUUCUUGCGCGCUUUUAACACACACAGACCUAUCCAACAAGACACGCACCCCCGCCGUCAAUUCAAAUGAUUCUUCACCGGUGUGUAGGGUGCACCUGAUUUACUGUGCACUUGGCGAGUUAUAGAAACUUCGGUUUCUGGCCUCGCCCACGAUUACUGCCCCGGAUGGCAAUAUGAUGAAGCGGCGGCGCGCUUUCAUGUGCGCGGUUGUUUCUUGGGGGUGGACGCCGCUCUAGUUAUCCCCACUCCAGGGCCGUUGGUGCGGGCGGUGAUCGCUGGAGCAGCCUUGAGCGGGCUCCACGUGGCGGCGUAAGGCUCAGGUUGAACCGCGCCAUGCUGCAGGGAUAGGCGGGUCUGCGCCUGACGACACCCCGACUUGCUGGCAUCUAGUGAGGGAGUGUUUGGGUAGAGGGCAACACAGCGGCGUUUGAGCUUAUUGUUGUGCACCGCGCUACGGGCCAUAUUCGCAAGAAAAUGUGCUUUCUUUCAAGAGAUCGCACCAUGGAGGACGUGUCGGCCGGCAGCGAGGUGGCCGCCUUCUACGAGGGCCAGACCGUGCUCGUGACCGGGGGCUCGGGCUUCAUGGGCAAGGUGCUGGUCGAGAAGCUGCUAUACGCCUGCCCCGGCCUGGCGCGGCUCUACCUGCUGAUGCGCCCCAAGCGCGGCAAGUCCGCCGAGCAGCGCCUGCAGGACAUGUGGAAGCUGCCGAUGUUCCACCGGGUGCUGGCGCAGCGGCGCGAGGCGCUCGCCAAGGUGCGCCUGGUGGAGGGGGACGUGCUGAGCGAGGACCUGGGGCUGGAGCCGGCGGCGGCCGACCAGCUGAGGGCUGAGGUGUCGGUGGUGUUCCACGGAGCCGCCACGCUGCGCCUCGAGGCCCGGCUCGAAGACGCCGUGCGCAUGAACGUGGAGGGCACUCAGCGCGUGCUGCGCCUCUGCCGCGGCAUGAAGAACCUCAAGGCCUUCGUGCACUCGUCGACGGCGUUCUGCCACUGCGACCAGGAGGAGCUGGAGGAGCGGCUGUACCCGUGUCCCGUGGACCCGGAGGACAUCGUGCGCCUGGUCAAGUGGCUGGACCCGGACACGCUGCACGCCAUCACGCCCCGCAUCAUCAGUCCCCACCCCAACACGUACACCUUCACCAAGCGCCUGGCGGAGGAGCUGGUGCGCCGAGAGUUCCCGGCCAUGCCCGUCAGCAUCGCGCGUCCGUCCAUAGUGACGCCGGCCUGGAGGGAGCCGCUGCCCGGCUGGGUGGACAACCUGAACGGGCCCAUCGGCCUGCUGGUGGCCGCGGGCAAGGGGGUGCUCCGCUCCCUGCACUGCAUGCACCACUACCACGCCGAGGUCAUCCCCGUCGACUUCGCCAUCAACGGGCUGGCCAUCAUCGCCGCCAAGGUCGGCCGCAACGCAGACAAACUCUCUGAAGUGCCCGUGUACAACCUGACUGCUUCGUCGGUGAAGAGGUACACCUGGGUGGAGGUCUUGAACAUGGGCCGGCACCUCAUCUACGAGUACCCGUUCGAGAUGACCGUGUGGUACCCGAACGGCAACAUCCACAACAGCAAGCUGGUCCACACAUUCAACGUGUUCUUCUUUCAGUGGAUACCGGCGUACCUGAUCGACUUCUUGAUGAUCAUCUUCAUGCAGAAGACGUUCAUGGUGCGCAUCCAGCGCCGGAUCGCCGACGGCCUGGCCGUGCUGCAGUACUUCACGACGAGGAAGUGGGUGUUCAACAGCCGCAACUACGUCUCGCUGCACGCGGAGCAGAACCCAGUCGACCGCAAGCUGUUCUCCAUCGACCUGUCGCAGGUGGACGUGCCCGACUACCUCAAGGACGGCCUGCUGGGCAGCCGCCAGUACUGCAUGAAGGAGGACCUCUCGUCGCUGCCGCGCUGCAGGCGGAACCUCAAGAUACUGUACGUGGUGGACAAGCUGUGGACCCUGGUGCUCUUGCUGCUGCUGCUGUACCUGGCGUGCUGCUUCUCCGAGCCGGCGCGGCACGCGGCGCUCGGCGCGGCAGGCUACGUGCGGUCGGCGCCCCUGGUCGGCACCCUGGCGAGGCGGGUGACCGGCUAGCUGUCUCCUGCCCGCGCGCCGCUUCGAGACGCCCCGGGAGCUGGAGAGCUGCAAGGAAAACAGCAGCGCCCGGGACCGGUCGCUUCAUUUCCCGGAAAUGAACAACGUCUUCCCCCCAGCAUCGUCGCUAGAGCCACGGAAUUUUUCGCGGAUUCAUUUAGUCACUUAAUUCAAUGUUACAGUAUGUUACCAGGACUCGAACCCAGAACGGCGCGGCGUCCAGCUCACAUUUAGAUUUCAGCUCACAUCGUAGCUGGAGAAGAUCGUAUCACCAGUUUUUAGAGACCCGGGAAAUUUCGCGGAUUCAUUUAGUCGCAAGCUAGAGUGCAAACCUUCAUGCUGUCGCGCCGUGUUCAUGAUUGGACCGCAGUCGUCUGGACACGCCCCUUCUACGACCGUGAGCCGACGACGUCCAGCAAGGAGAGAAGUAUGAGCAAAUCAGGUAGUGCCGAAUAACAAGGAUAAAAAUGUUCUCGCUAAUAAAUCAACCAAUGGGAAAGUGAACAUGGGUCGAGCACACCUAUAACUUUGAAUUCUAUCCUGAGGCCAAAGGAAUCCGCGAAAUUUCCGGGACUCUAAUCAUUGUCUAUUGUGAAAGAAAAGAAAAACUACUUGAUUCUCUGUCAUACACGCCAUUUUUAAUUUUUUUUUUUUUUUUAAUUUUUUGUCAUCAUUUUCACGUUAAGAGUUAUUUCUGAAAUUUUUAACGCGAUAACCUGGUUGAUGAUGCAGUAAUGACUCGUUUAUCCGGCCCUCGUUGAUCCGAAUCUUUGGAUAAUCCCGAUCACAUUUUAUUUAAUGUUGACAUAAAAUUGACAAUUGUAUUCUACAUCUAUGCUAAACAAAGACAGUUAGCACACGAUAAUGUUCCUGAUGUUUGAAACAGAACAAAGUUGAUGAAUUAUUUAUGUAGAAAUGAUGCAAUGUUUUUUUUUUUUUUUCCAUUUUUAAAGGACUAGUAAAAAUUAUAGGGCAUGCAUACCAUGUAAUUUUAUAAAAAAACAAAAGUUUUUAUCUUAAUAAAUCGUAAGUCUGGUUAUUUAAGAAUUUUGUUUUGUUUAUUACUUGGAUUAUUUGGAUUUUCAACUGUCCUGAUUACUUUGGUCCCAGUUAGUCCUGAUAGUUUAGGUUUAACUGCGCGACUUUUCAUACCCAAAAACUGCACUAUGUGAAUAUCUGUUGAAAAUAUCAGUGACAGAACAAUAAAUCUAAGGAAUGUAUUGUGUUAAAAUUGACGUAAAAGUGAAGAAAAAAAUCAAAAUGGUGUUUGGGACUGAGCCUUAAGUAUGCCAUUUUUUUCUCAGGAAAUAUUUGGUUGUGAACUGUUAUGUUGCCCUGUGAAAAUACACUUUUACAGUAGGAAUAUGGAAGUUCGAGAGAAAUAUUUUCGCAAAGAAAUUAAGACUGCAAUUCGCGUUGUAAUUAAUACUUCAAAUGUAAGUAGGUUUGUUAGUUUAUUUAUAAUAAGCAUUUAAACUUUUGUAUGCUUUCGAGGUGUUAUUUCCGGUAAUAUCGUAGGGUUGGUGUCUUGCCAGGGUGGCAAGGCAGGCUAAAGGGCUGGUCAAUACUCUCUUUUUUCAAUUUAUAGUAUCAUUAUAUAGCACUAAAAAAAUACUUUCAAAGAUUUUACUGCCUCGUAAAAUGAUGCACUUACACCGGAAUUUCAUCGCUAGCAUUUAUAAAAACAAAUGAGUACAAUAAGGAAAGAAAAUAAAUAAAACUAACAAAAAUUAGCUAGAAACCAUCAUUUGAUUUUAAGUUCCAUAUUAGCUUUAAAACGUUUAGAAGAGUUUUUUUUUUCCAAUUUUCCGGUGGAGAACCCCCGAAACACCCUUUCAUCUGGUAGCUAUUUCAACGCGUACCCCCUCCCCCCCCCCCCAACCUAAAUAGACCCUUUUCAAAAUAUUGGGGCCCCUUAAAAAUUAGUGGCCUAGGUCCCCGCAGAAUUUAAGACCACCACUGUGUAGGGCUUUUGAAAUUGAGUCGCAUCAAAGUAGUAGACUGUACCGAUGUUUCGCUCAGCAUCACAGCAGGUAUCUUCAGGGUUGAUAAAUCAACUAAAAGCUCAGAUUCAGGUGUCUCAGAGUCAGGGGAGGGGGGGGGGGAACUUUCCUGCACUUGGCUUCUGUAUUGGCCAAUCAUGUUUGGCCUCGUAUAAAUGGCUGUUUUUAACUCUGUGUGGCUUCGUGACUCUUGCUUUCUGCUGGUGUUUGCUUCUUUGGUUUUCCACGAGUCGUGGCCUUAUUUUGCACAGUUUGUAGUCAAAUUAUCUGUUGAUGUUUAGGUGUUACAAUAUUUCUGUAGCUUCUCGAACGGUUACUGUUCUUGUGAUUUUCUAUGCUGGCCACUGUUUUAACUUUAUAGAAGUCUAGUCUGUGUUUGUGGUAGAAGAACAUCAUGCUAUGGCCGAUAUGUGGUUCUCUUGUUUGUAGUCCCUGAUGUGAGCUUUCAUUCUACUGGUUACCUUUCUUCCUGUCUGUCUUGUAUGUAUGCCACAAGAAUUAUUUUUGGAGCCAGCUUGCACUCAAAUUGUUUUAAUGUAAUCAAGCAUUUUUAGAACGCUCAUUGGUCGAUAACAAGGUCAUUAAGGGUGUGUGAAGUGUUUUGUGGACCAAUCAUCAGCGUAAAAAGGAUGUGUAUGUGCUACAAGUCUACUUUUCUACUUGAUGAAUCUGUGAAAUUGUAGCAUGUCUAGAGCUAGAUUUACAAAGUAGCAGCGACUACCGUUUGUGCUACCAAAAAUGCACAGAAAAAGUGCACAGAAAAUUCUAUCCCAUAGAUUGUAGCAAUGCUGUUUUUACAGGAACUAGGGAUACAGAUUAUUGUCCCUACACUUACAGUUUGGAAGGGUUUUUUUUUAGAGUUUUGGUUUCUAUAACUUUGCAUUUUUUCAUGGUGCAUCAUAAAAUUUGAUAUUUACCGAGAGCAACACUUUAUAAUUACAUAGUACAGUAUUUACCAGUACAGAUCACACAAAAAAACACAGGAAAAAUAUUGGUUUGACCUCAAGGUCUCACCCCGCUUCUCUCAAUGACAAUGAAGGACCGUAUUGCAUGUCGCUGAUCACUCACUGGGUAUGCAGUCAACUUGCUGAUAAGAGACGGUGUUUUUGUAAUGAAUGGUUCAACACAUAAUCUUAAUAUGUGUUGGAACAGUUUUGGCUACAAUGUAUACCUCAAAAAUGUUAAAGAGUAAAUAUUGGAAUUUUUUUCAAUAUUUGGUAUGUACUAAAUGCUAAGAUGAAUAUUAAUAUCUUGGCAAAUAUAAGUACAUAUAAUGAUUAAUAAAAGAAGAGUUUAUAUAUAUAUAAAACAAAAUUGUUCUAGUGGAAUGUUUGAAUGUAGUCCACAUAAUGAAAAUGUGUAAUUUUUAAAAUUAGUGUGAAUACAAUUUUAAUUAUUAUCUUAUCUUAACUUACCAAUGAAUUUUUUAAAAAAUAAGCUAUUUGUGUUUGUAUUUUGUCGUUGAUGUGCAACUCCUUUAGAAAAAAAUUUCCAGGGCAGAAUUAUUAUAGUGGUUCAUCAUCUUUGAUGUGUAAGACAUCAUUUUUAAUGUUGAAGUACAAUUACAGUAAAUAAUGUACAACGUUGUUUGAAUUUGAAAUUAAAGUACAAAUGUAACUAAGACUUGUAAAUAUUUAGUAGUCAGGGCUGUUCUCAUAGAUAAUUUUAUUAAAAAUGUUUUAAAUACAAAAUUAAAUUUAGAAUUUGGUAUGUAUUAUGUUUCUUUUUUAAAUGUAUAUGUGUUAAUAUAUCAGGAAAAAGGAAAAUGUAUAGCUAAACAUUAUAUUUAAUCACUUCUUUAACAGAUUAAUUAUGAUGAUAAGUAAUUGUGCAUGGUAGCUAAUAUUAAUUUUUAUUGUGUUGAUAAUCAGUGGUUUUUGUUGUAGUAAUAUCACAUGAUAAUGAAGAUAUGUAAAAUUUUAUUAUGUAAACAUUAAGUAAGCAUGUCACAUAUUCAAAUCAUGCAUUACUUCAAUAUUAAAAAAAACAAAGUUUUCUAUUUGUUUGUUGCUAGUUUAUAUAUUGUGGAAUUGAUUUUAUUUGUGUGAAACAUUUUUACAUUUUAUAAUUCUAUAGAAAUUUUUUUUAAAUGAAUGUUAUCAAAUUAUCAAAAUAUAGGAAUGGUAAUGAUAUUUACUAGUUAAGUAUAUUCAAUUCCUUAAAUAUAAGCUAUUGGUGUUUAUAUACUGUCUUCAGAACUAAUAAACAUUAUACCUAUAUUCA